Molecule: messenger RNA, 5166 nt
Organism: Porites lobata
Lineage: Eukaryota; Metazoa; Cnidaria; Anthozoa; Scleractinia; Poritidae
Source: the annotation of a GenBank genome assembly
CAAGAACUUACCAACUUAUGAUUAUUGACUUUUCAUUGAACGAACAGGAAUUUGGUAACCGGAAUGAGAUUCGGAUUCAAUUAAGUCAUCGCUAACCAAUGACAUUAGGAGCUUAUUCAAUAUAUCACCAUACCUUAGUCGCAUUGCUUUCCAUUUUCCUCCGAAAUUGUUUAUUAGCAGUCCUUUCUUUUCGUUCCGUCAGCAUCCAGUUCUUGGUAAGUGGACAACACAUCUCUUUCCUCUCGUAUUAUUAUUAUACAGUCGAACCUCCAUGUGCGACCACCGUCUUUCGCAUUUUGUAACACUGAAUUCCUGCUAGCUGAAAAUCCUUGGGGUAGCUUUUUCGGACAAAUAUUGGCCUUAUUAGGUACCUGUAUUUGACAAAUGAUUUGACAUGAAUUAGCUUAACUUAGAAAAGGGUCGUCUUUUCACAAGAGGACCCUAAAGGUGUCAAAAAGAAACUAGGCCUUAGGUCCUUGGAACGAAGAGGAAUUCGCUUUAUUAUAUACAUACUGAGAAAUACUCACCAAAAAGCUAUGUCGUAAAUUUUCGUACGCAAAUUAGUUAUAGCCAAUCAGAGGAGCGAACGAUGGUUUCCACACGUGAAAAAAACGAUACGUCCAAUCAGAAUCGCGAACGAUGUUUUUUCACGUGUGAGAAAAAUGAUACGUCCAAUCAGAAGCCACAGAGGUGUAGGAGUUUCGCGCCAAAAUUCCCGCCUUUUAUUGCAGCUUGCAGCGCCGCUUCGCACUCAUUUAUCAACGAGAAAAGUUUUACUCAAGGAGUUUUUCUCGCUAAAAAAGUGAAAAACAUUUCGGAAAUGGGUGGAAUAGUUUCGUUUGUUUCACUGUCGAUAAAAAAUACGGUAGAGAGCCGGUGAAACAACAGCGGAAAGGGAUAAACAGAACGAGACGUAAGCUUUUGUUGUGCUUUUUGUCGGAGCUACUUUGCCUUUCAUUUAAGCUUAAGCUUAUAUUGAAACCGGCCAUUUUACUUAAAUUCACUCAUUUUCAAUUGUGCAUUGAGAACAAACAGUUAAGAUUACUUAUAGUUCUUGGAUUAAACCUCAUAUCCUCACCGUCAUUUAUGUUUUUAACAAACGUUUUUACUAAAAAGCUGAUACUUCGUUUUCGUUGUCAUUUUGCGGUAAGUGUGUAGCGGCAAAUUUUAGCAUUUUUGAAAGAUUUAAAAUAAAAAGGCCCGCAAAAUGAUGAAUGACUCAGUAUGUAUAUAAUAAACACAAUACCACAUGGAAAGUGCUUUGUACGGUAUUUACGCACUCGUUGUUUUUGUAUCAGAAAUCUUACUCGUUCGCUGCGCUCACUCGUUCGAUUUCUGAUACGUCAACAACUCGUGCGUAAAUACCGUACGCCAGCACUUUCCAUGAAGUAUUCUCUAUUCCCAUAUCCUCUCUUUUUACCGGACCUUUUUACAAGGGCCGGCCCGGUAUGAGAUGUUAGUAUAAGUUCGGGUAGUACAGUAAACAUGUUCAGAACGGAAAAAAAACUGUUAAGUAUUUAAAAUUGGAAAAAUUAAAGUUGACCCUGAUUAUGUAUUGCUUAUUCCAGUACGACUUUCUUUUAUCAGAUCUUGGUGUUUGACACUGACCUUAUUGGUACAAAAGCAACAUGGAGCAGUCUUUGGUAUUCAUUCCACUGCUACUUUUGGCCGUCAUUAGCGUAGGCAACGCGGAAAGAGCCGAGGUAAAAAUAUAAAAUAUUAAAUUUCCUUUCUUACGUUGAGGGUCCCUUAAAAGGCGUUAGUGAAAGCGUUGGAUGGAAGUAAUAUCCUUGAUAGUAAGAAACAUUGCAAGCAAAAAACGGAUUUGAAAAGUAGGCAGUCACUUUAAUUCUUAACCACAUCCGACGUUAAAUGCAUGAAGGCACCAACAAAGGGCAAAGUCAAGUGUGACGAGCUUUUAAGAUAGUACAAAGAUUGUACCACGGUCACUUCAAGUUUUAAAAAUGUAAUUAACGGGGAAGCGCGAAGAAAGCUUGAGGUUUAUAUUCCAAACAAGACUUCAAGUCCUAUGAUAGCCCCGGAAAUGACGAAAAGAAGUCAAUUUUCAACUUUGCAAACACCGUAUAGAAGUGAACAAUAGCGCCUUAAAGUAGUCUUAACUUUUCACUCAUCAUACUGCCGGUUACUGUCAAUCAGAAAUUAAAUAUCACGGCUCUGUAAUAAAUCAAAUGCUUUUAAUAUCACCAUAUACAAUAGAACCCCGACAAUUUGGACUACUCGGAUAACUCGAGUUCUUCGCUAACUUGAAGUAAGUCCAGUUUCCCUUGGAUUACACCCCAUUUUUCAGUCAUUUUUACUCGGUUAUAUUUAACUCGAACUCGGAUAACUCGAAUCCCCCCUAACUCGACUGAACUAAAUGUCCUUUCCCUUGAUCAAAAAUUCACUGAAAAUCACCCCGAUAACUCGAAUUCUGGUUCUUGUACCUCCACUCGUGUAUCAUGCACCCAUUAGCUCUUCUUUUUGUAAAAGCAAUAAAACUAACACUGGUCAGUGGUCAACACUACAGCAAUCCUCCAGCCAAUCCUUCGUCAUCUGACUCACAUUGUUACCAGCCGUUGUUAUACAGACGAACCCCUGUAACUCGAACUCUGAAGGGAAACGAAAAACAUUUCGAGAAAGAAAAGGCUGGGGUUAUCGGGGUCGAUUGGAAAAUUCAUUUUGCAGUCGUGAAAAGUGAUGAUUACUGAUUUUUCAGCUCUUCAGUGUAUAGUGUAGUGCAAAUUUAACUUAUUUCAUCAGAAACGGUAACAUGAUCAGGCCUUUUUUUAUAAAACGGGACCUGUUCGUUGCACCAAUUAAAAGUCAAAUUUAAACUAAAGCCAAUCAGAAACGGUGAGUUAUUUUGAAUGAAUGAUAAAUUAACAUAAUUAAGAUCUGUUGGAAAUAUCUCCAAAUUUCUCAUCAUAUUUAACAUUAUAUUUUACACAGAGACGGUGGUUUUGUCAUCGUGGUCCCCCUGGCCACCGUGGACCGCCAGGACAUAAAGGACAUCCGGUCCUCGUGGUUUCCCUGGUCCGCGGGGUCCUCCUGGCAUCCCUGGAUCUUCAGGAAAUAAACGACGAUGGAAGCAGUGCGUUAAAAAGACGUUGGAACAAUUAAAGUAAGAGCAACAGCAACUCUUUUUUUUGCAAGAAGCAGUAUUUUAGAGGAAGGAUGACCGCCGGGUAGAGUGCUAGUCUUGCAAUCCGGAGGCCUUAAGUUCAAGUCCCGCUCUGACCGCUAGCUGGAUUUGUUUACUGUAGUCUAGAGGUCGAAUCCUCGGCCAUGCUACUAGUGAAAUAGCGAACUGGUUCGAUCGCCUGCUACUAGUUGGGUUUCUUAACUGUGUUGUGUUCUAUGUUUCAUUAUCCCCGGAAAGCCCCAUAUUAUAAUAAAGAAUGUAUUUUAUUGAUUUGAUAAGGACCUAUCUCGUGUAGAGGGUAGCUGGAAUACGCAAACAUCAGCUAGUUUUCCUGCCUUUGGGAUAAUAAAAACGACGAUAAUUAGAAAGUUUUAAAGCUAAAAAAAAAACCCUGAUACCAUGGGGCGUCUAUCCGCUGCUACUGAGUGUCACAGAACGAAAAAUGUCCACACGAAAUUCGUUCUGAGAGUCAGUUUAACCCUUCGAUGACUGCUUUGGUCGUUUUCGUUCCAUGUGGACCGAUGCAUAUCUUCCUUCAUACACCCAUUUAGCUUUCGGUUUAAGUUAAUAAAUUGGUACGCAACAACGUCAGCAAAGAUAGAUCUUUUCAGCGAUUCCUCGUUUUAGCUUCUGACCUAUCCUGACCGAGUCACAAUCACAAAAAGAGGUAACAUUUUGGGGAAAAUCCACUGCCAAUUUUGCUGUUUACAUACUACUCUUUGGAAAUUAAAUUUGUCCCUUUCUUAAAAAGUUAGCUAGCCACAAUUCCAUGCAAAAGAAAGACGAUAAAGAAGGCAACAAAAUCGCUGAUAAAGAGGAAAGGCAAAGGAAAAUAAGAGAGUGAGGAGAAAGAUCGAAAGAGAUUCGCAAAAAAAUCUAAGUUUUCGCUUUUGCGCAUGUGAAAAACAAAAAAUCUGUUUGAUUACGUGAGAUUAGUCAGAAAAUAUGCCUUCUUUCUUGCAAAACCCAUUUUUAGCAAUUCUUAUGCUCAUUUCAGUGAGUGAUCUGUUUUUCAUGAAAUUUUGCCCAUCUCGGUCCGAAAAUAAAAAUUGGUUGAAAUUAUACAGUAACCAAGGGCGCUUUCCAUUUGUCUGAACUGGCCGGCCAGACCCUUUCCGAUGUAAUGGGAAUUUCACUAUUAAUUAAAAAUAUCUAGCCAGAAAUAGUGCAGGAAGAAGGUGGUUUUCCGGGAAAAAUCCGAUUUCAUUGUCAAAAUGACUGGUCCGGUUCUGACAAAUGGAAAGCGGCAUUUGUACUCCGACUAAAAUGCUGAAGAUCCUCCUGAACGGCCAUUUUUAGCAAAAUUACUCAUUUUUCCUUUAGAUAGAAAUAGUGAUAGAAAGUAAGGACUGACUCCUGCUUAAUUUCCAUUAUGCCAUUAGGUCUGCGACUUCGUGAAAGAAAAAAAGGAUUCCUUCCUUCGGGUUGUGUACGUAGGGAAUAUUGGCUGCACCCAUUGCUGCAAAAGAUUUUUCUUUACUUUCAAUGGUGAGGAGUGCAAAGACCCAGCUGCAGUUGAUGGUGCCUUCGAUCAUACUCCUAAGGAACUGAGCAUUCGACCUGCUAACAUAGAGGGUUACUGUGGUAGUAUCGCCAAUGGUAAAGUGAAAGUUGAGUUUCGUGUUCGUGAUUGUGAUAAAGGGAGCGACAACCAGCUACCUUUUCUGCAAAAAAAAAGUUCAGGUCAGCAGGAUCAUUGUUGAAGAAGUGGACAAACCUCAGGCACCCCAUUAAAAAUUAGUCGCCUUCUAGUCAGAAUCUCUAGUUAGAGGUGCUAUCAAGAAAAUAGUUUUUCAUUACACUGGACAAGGGUAACGAAAGCUUGAAGAAGAGAUUGGUUCAGUUAAAAGCUUGUGUGCUGCAACUUACGCUAUCCUGGGUGUAGAGAUUAAAGAAUGUGUUAUUAAAGCUGAAUAAACUGUGAAUUGUGGAAAUUAAUUACUGUUUGUAAAUAGAUUAAAAUUUAUCGAGUGUCUGAGUACUUGUGCAGCUAUCAAAGUGAGCGACAGUAAAGCCUGUUGUUG